Capsicum annuum is the source of this 1041-nucleotide messenger RNA. RefSeq names its product mechanosensitive ion channel protein 6-like. Lineage: Eukaryota; Viridiplantae; Streptophyta; Magnoliopsida; Solanales; Solanaceae. Gene Ontology annotation, biological process: monoatomic anion transport. The record is from RefSeq and is a predicted model, not a curated record. The transcript has a single exon. Gene Ontology annotation, molecular function: mechanosensitive monoatomic ion channel activity. Gene Ontology annotation, cellular component: plasma membrane. Bases 215 to 574 code for a protein of 119 amino acids.
GGAAAUGGGAAGUAAUGAUCAUGGUGUUGAUUUGUGAAGAUUGGUUUCUGGUUGGGGUAUAAGGUUAGUUGUGUUCUUCAUUGAGAGGAACUUUUUGUUGCGAAAAUGCGUAUUGUAUUUCGUGUAUGGAUUGAGGAAUUCAGUGCAGAAUUGCAUUUGGUUGAGUUUGGUUUUGAUUGUUUGGCUGUGUAUUUUUGAUAAGAAAGUUGAUAAAAUGACUGGUGCGAAGGUUUUGCCUUAUGUGUCAAGUAUUUGGAUUUGUCUUUUGGUUGGUGCAUACAUUUGGUUGUUGAAAACACGUGUUGUGAAAGUGCUAGCUAUGUCAUUUCAUGUUAGUACGUUUUUCGAUCGAAUUCAAGAAUCUUUGUUCAAUCAGUAUGUGAUUGAGAUGUUGUCUGGGCCACCAUUGGUUGGGAUUGAUCAGCGAGAGCACGAGGAGGAAGAGAAAGUUAUGUCUGAAGUACUUGCUGAUUUAAAGGCAAGAACACCACGCAAGACUCCUACGGCUUCUACUCCAAGGAGUUCUGCAUUUUCGAGGGUUAUUUCCGAGAAGGAGAAAGAAAAGGAGGGAUGAAUCACUAUCGAUCAUCUGCAUAGACUGAAUCAGAAGAACAUUUCUGCUUGGAAUAUGAAAAGGUUGAUGAAUAUGGUUUGAAAAGGUGUGCUAUCUACUUUGGAUGAGAAGUUACCGCAGCCAAAUUAUGAGGAUGAAUCUGCUGUGCAGAUCACUAGUGAAAAAAAGGCUAAAGCUGCAGCUAAGAAGAUAUUUAACAAUGUAGCUAAGCCUGGCUCCAAGUAAGUCAUUUUGUUAAAUGGACAAGUUUAGUUUCUCUUCCAACUGUUGAUGUUAACAACAAUUAGUCGUUGCCUUUAAAUUCUUAUGUUUAAAUGCUGAAGUUGAAUUCUUUAUAUAGCUAUGCUCACACAAUUAGCUGCCGCUUUUCGUGUUAGUAAAAUAGAGCAGGAUAAUGCUAAGUGCUCGUUUAGCAGAAAUGUUGAAAGUUGCUUUAAGAAUGCAGCUGUUUUUUUUCUUUUUUUCUC